Messenger RNA from Lineus longissimus, 1922 nucleotides. Its product is annotated as monocarboxylate transporter 13-like. Gene Ontology annotation, cellular component: membrane. Bases 180 to 1589 code for a protein of 469 amino acids. The transcript has 3 exons. Lineage: Eukaryota; Metazoa; Nemertea; Pilidiophora; Heteronemertea; Lineidae. The record is from RefSeq and is a predicted model, not a curated record. Gene Ontology annotation, molecular function: monocarboxylic acid transmembrane transporter activity. Gene Ontology annotation, biological process: transmembrane transport.
CCAUUGUCAUAACCGAUAGCGCCGAUCGAUCGACCAAGCCAUACCGACAACACACUGCAUAUGCUUUGUACACUCUCAAAUCUCUCACUAAGGAACGGCAUCAUCAACUAUCACAGAACGUGGGAGCUUGAACCAAACCUAUAUUACAUUGGGGUGAAAGUAUUCUGUGGUAUAUAUAAAUGGGUAAUGGAGACACAGCGGAUGAUGCAUUUGAGGAGGCAGUGCACCUCAACCCAGCCACCAAGGAGGAGGCAUCAGACGUCGAGAAGGAACCGUUGAAAACGUGCCCCGCCACCAAGAAAGCAUCGGAUUUCCCCGAGUCAUUCCCAGAGGGAGGAUAUGGAUGGGUUGUCGUCGUUGCAUCGUUUUUUGGUUCAUUCAUGUUCCCACUCUGCCUGACCUAUGGUCUCUUCCACGUGGUGCUGGUGGAGCAGCUCGGAAGGAGUAGAGGAGAGACUGCUUUGGUUGGAUCUGUGACGUAUCUAUUUACUGCAGGUGCAGGGCCUUUGUCAAGUUUCCUCUGCAACUUGAUUGGGCAUCGUGGCACAUGUAUCCUUGGUAGCGUGUUGGCUACUUCCGGUUAUCUCAUCAGCGCAUUCUCCAGCAGCUUCGAGCUCCUCUUCUUCUCAUAUGGAUGCCUUGUUGGGACGGGAAUUUCACUCCAGUUGGUGCCUACCAUGGUUCUGGUUCAGUUCUACUUCGAGAAGCGGCGAGCCCUAGCAGUAGCAAUAGUCAGAACAGGGAGCGGAGUCGGUAGUCUGGUCCUACCGCCGAUCGUUCAGCUCCUCAUUGAUGAAUACUCGUGGAGAGGAGCUAUGAUUCUCCUCGCGGGGUUCGCCCUGCAGGGGUGUGUCAUUGGGGCCCUCUUGCGACCAAAUGCGAAGUCAACUAUGAGUAAAAUAUCAAAUAUCAGAGAUCGCCAGAGUCUUUCUUUGAGAGAAACUAUUAUGUCAAAUCUUGCUCAUUUUAAGGACUGUCGAUUUCUAAUGUGUUCAUUAGUGCAAUUCUCGGAGGGAGUACACUCAGUUAUUUAUUAUUAUUUACUACCAGACCGAGUGGUCGGAUUUGGAUUCACGUCCGACCAGGCUGCUUUUUUCUUGUUUCUGACGGGAGUAAGCUCCACGAUUACUCGUCUGGCGACUGGUGUUCUUACAAACCAUUUCAAGUUAAAUUCGAUAGUUCUGCACGGUUGCGCCUUUCUACUCAUGUCGACUUGUCAUUUGUCAUUUAGUCUGUUAAGCAAUCCUAGCUAUGGAGUAUUGGUGACGAUAUCUGUUGUAUUUGGAUUGGGGUUUGGUGUUACAACCUGCAAUUUGAUACUUCUCAUGCUGCAACUGUUUGGGAUUCACCGGAUGACAGUCGCAUUGGGUUGGGUGCUGCUUGCAGAAGGUAUCGGCGGUUUCAUUGGACCGCCAAUAGGAGGCGCAAUUUUUGACAUGACGGAAAGUUACACAUAUUCGUUUCUUUUAUCAGGGGGGUUUGCAUUUUUGGCUUGUGUAUUAACCAUUCCUUUGUUUGUGAUACAUAAAUACAAGUUUAAGCAGGGACUACAACGAGUUACUACUAAAUGUGAUGAAUUUUUCGAUUAAAAUCAUUGAAAUCGAACUUAUUUUUUAAUUUUUUUCGUUCACCAUUUGUUAUGCAACUAACCGGUAUGAGCCCAAACUUUUAUGUAGAAGUAGAGCAUGCCCCUCUUGUUAAAAUAGCCGGCCGAAUUAUCAUGGUAUACAUGUACAUGUAGUUCUUUUAUAUAAGCUUAUCCCAUGACGUCUCAGUACCAAGGAGAUUAGAAGCACAUAAUAGAAUUCUCAGGACAUUCUAUCCUAGGACGUUUCAAACUUCUCCACCCGCGUCAUGGUUGCAACAUUUAUUUAGAAAUAUAUUUGGUCGAACCAACCGAACACAAAAUCCCGUCUCGAGGA